AUGGUUGAUCUUGUGUUUCAUAUCGGUGUUCUCCGCGUCGCACCCCAAUUAAGAACUAUACAUGUAGUGUUCCUAAUAUUGCUAAGUGUAACUAGGCGCUGUCCUCUGAUUGAGACUAAGAUGUGUUCAAAUGUAGCAGCCUAUACCCUUAGUACACAUAUUUUGACUCAAAAAUUGCCCAAGCUCGAAACCAGUUACAAAGUAUCUGAGCUCUUCAAGUUGGCUGAGGGGGACAUUCAGGGUAGCUUGCUAGAUCACUGUCGAUUUGUCCUCAAGGAGUUCCACUGGCAAACUAUUGAUGUCAUUGCCUGUUCAUGUGUUAAGUGCAGACCACAUUAA
Messenger RNA from Priceomyces carsonii, 339 nucleotides. RefSeq lists its product as uncharacterized. The transcript has a single exon. The record is from RefSeq and is a predicted model, not a curated record. Bases 1 to 339 code for a protein of 112 amino acids. Lineage: Eukaryota; Fungi; Ascomycota; Pichiomycetes; Serinales; Debaryomycetaceae.